GUGAGUUUGGAGUUGUUGGCAAGUUUUAUUGGAGACUUGUGUGUUGGUGGUAGUGGUAGUGGUAGUGAUGGGAAGACAACCUUGCUGUGACAAACUCGGGGUGAAGAAAGGGCCGUGGACAGCGGAGGAGGACAAGAAGCUUAUUAACUUUAUCCUCACAAAUGGCCAAUGUUGCUGGCGCGCCGUCCCAAAGCUGGCGGGUCUACGGCGGUGUGGGAAGAGCUGCCGGCUUCGCUGGACUAAUUACCUCCGCCCUGACUUGAAGAGAGGCCUUCUCACGGAGGUUGAAGAACAACUGGUGAUUGACCUCCAUGCCCGGCUUGGCAACAGAUGGUCCAAGAUCGCAGCAAGAUUGCCUGGAAGGACUGAUAAUGAGAUCAAAAACCACUGGAACACUCAUAUAAAGAAAAAGCUUCUUAAGAUGGGUAUUGAUCCUAUUACACAUGAACCCCUCCCCAAGGAAAAUAAGGCAACCGAGACAUCUCAUGCCGAUAAUUCUCCAGAAUCCGAAAACCAUCAUGUGCAAUUACCAGAAACUAAUGGCACUGCCAGCUCCGAGGAGAACUCAAGCUCACCAACUGAAAAUUGUUCAAGCGAUGAAUCCCAUUUACUCGAUAGCAUUUACGACGAUUUUCCAUUGGUGAGUUGUUUAUUGGAGGAUGAUCAAGCUCUGCUAGUUGAUGCACCAUGGGAGUUUCCACCUUCUGGACAGAACUUCGAUGGUGAUGGCAUGGCGUCGUGGACCGAGAAUUGGCUAUUGGAUUGUCAGGAUUUUGGGAUUCAUGAUUUUGGGUUUGAUUGUUUCAAUGAUAUGGAAAUGGACAUGUUAAACCCUAUAGAGAUGGGCAACAAGCAGUGAUAUUUCCAAUGGUGGAAUGAGAGAGAAAAGUGUUUAGCUUCUCCAGUGCCCAUGUUACAAAAGUAUCAUGUCUGGGUCAAAUUAGGUUCUCAGUGAUGUUUAUAUCUUUUUUAUGUUAAAGAAUACUCUUGGAGGGUGGAAAAGAAACCUUGUUUCUUCCCAGGUUUCUCACCAACCGGAGAAUGAUACCAAACUGCAAUCUUUAGAAGGUGAUAGGUUUCCUAAAGAGCAGUUGUACUCCUUUGUAAGAUAGGGGCAGCAAAAAAAGUUACAGUGGUCUUGUGAAUAUAUAUGAAACUUUUGUAUCUAUGUAUUUAUGUGGUAG
Ilex paraguariensis (yerba mate) is the source of this 1184-nucleotide messenger RNA. The record is from the annotation of a GenBank genome assembly. Lineage: Eukaryota; Viridiplantae; Streptophyta; Magnoliopsida; Aquifoliales; Aquifoliaceae.